Nelumbo nucifera (sacred lotus) is the source of this 3030-nucleotide messenger RNA. RefSeq names its product beta-1,3-galactosyltransferase GALT1-like. The record is from RefSeq and is a predicted model, not a curated record. Gene Ontology annotation, cellular component: Golgi membrane. Gene Ontology annotation, molecular function: galactosyltransferase activity; carbohydrate binding. Lineage: Eukaryota; Viridiplantae; Streptophyta; Magnoliopsida; Proteales; Nelumbonaceae.
CCAAACAUCUUGACCGUUUUUCUCAGCAACCGCCGGUAAACCGGCCAUAGGGGAGAGAGAAGCCGGGGAAAUUCACGUUAAGUGGCAUUCUGUGUAAAUAGUAACAGAAACCAACAAUAGAGUUUCUUCUUCUUCUGAGGUCUGACUCUGAGUCCGCGUGUACUAUAAUAAAGUCUCAAAGAAAAAAGGCCAACAGUUUUGUUUUGUCUACUCAUUUUCUUUCUUCCCACCUCUUGCCGUAGACUCCAAGUUCAAAAGAAAAGACCGAACCUUCCCCUCUCGACUCUCGACUCUCAACUACUGCAAAUGACUUCCUUCUCCUCUCUCCUUCUCUCUCACCCGACGGAUGCGAAGGAUAUCGCAGUGAGUUUAUGUAUACUUUUGUUGGAGGCUUCUCAAAUUGGUAUGAAGGGUCUCACAUGGAAGUCCUUCGCUCAGUUUACUGGUUUUUCAUAAUGUGUCUACUGGCAAGAUUUAGGAACUGUGUUGGUCAAACUACAGACUGACAGAUGAGAAUAUGUUUCUUCACAAUUUUGAAGAGAUGAAUUAUAUGCCAGAGUUUUGUAUCUGGUCUAAUUCCCAUGGAAGGGUUUGAUUUCCUUUCUUGCGUUUCUCUGGGUUUUCUGGACUUGCUAACUGAAAAUGAAACUCCAGAGGUAUGCAGACGUUCUAGUAACUAAGAAGUGGUAUAUUGUACUCAUUAUGAACUCAGUUCUGUUGAGAUUUAACUAUCGCUUGAUUGAUUCAAAAGUGUAAUCUGCAAAGAUGAAGAAGUGGUCUGGGGGUCUUCUGAUUGCUUCCUUGUUUAUGUUGCUGGUUCUGAGAUAUGGCUUCAUGAAAAAUCCCAUUGGGGAAAGUUUACUUCUCAGUCCAUUCUCCUUUAAUGCAUCUAAUCCCCUUGAAUGGGUUCAUGCUGGGGUUCCAUUUGCAGUUCAAAAUCUUGAUAAUGUCUCACAAGUAGUUUCUGCUGCUACAUUGGUUUCUCAUCUUUUUACUUGGAGGAAUUUCUCAAGGGAGGAGAAAAGGUCAUUAUAUACAUGGAAACAUUUAAACAAUUUGAUAAAUAGCAGUAAGGUUCUACCAAAUGCAAUAGAAGCUAUCAAGGAAGCUGGAGUCGCAUGGGAUAGUCUUAUGGUUUCUGUUGAAGAGGAAAAAGUUAGUUAUAAAAAUGGAAGUUCACAUCAUAAGACGAAAGAGAAACUGUGCCCUUAUUUUCUGAGCAAAAUGAAUGCCACAGAAUUUGGUGAUACUGGUUAUAAGUUACAGAUACCUUGUGGGCUCAUUCAGGGUUCUUCGAUUACCAUCCUUGGUGUUCCAAAUGGUCUCCUUGGCAAUUUUCGGAUUGAUUUAACAGGAACACCACUUCCUGGGGAGCUAGAUCCUCCCAUUAUAUUGCACUAUAAUGUUAGGCUUCAUGGUGAUAAGAUAACUGAGGAUCCUGUAAUUGUACAAAAUACCUGGACCAUAGCUCAUGAUUGGGGUGAAGAGGAAAGAUGUCCUUCUCCUGUUCCUGACAAUAAAAAGAAAGUUGAUGAAUUGGAGCAGUGCAAUGUGAUGGUGGGUAAAAAUGUUAGCCGGAGGUUCAUAACUAGUAAAUAUUCUAAUAUUUCAAUCCGGACCUCCAUAGAACAAAGAUCUAGACCCAGGCGCUAUUUUCCUUUCAAGCAAGGUUAUAUGUCUGUUUUCACUCUUAGGGUGGGAGCAGAAGGGAUCCACAUGACAAUCGAUGGCAAGCACAUGACAUCCUUUGCAUACCGUGAAACUCUAGAACCAUGGCUUGUCAGUGAAGUAAGAAUAGCUGGAGACCUUAAGUUAAUUUCUGUCUUAGCCAGUGGUUUACCCACUUCAGAGGAUAUGGAUCAUGUUGUUGACUUAGAAUCACUCAAGUCAGCUCAUCUGCCUCUCCACAAGACUUUGGAUUUUUUCAUUGGUGUCUUCUCUACAGCGAACAAUUUCAAUCGUAGGAUGGCUGUUAGGAGAACUUGGAUGCAGUAUCCUGAAUUGCAGUCAGGAGCAGUUGCAGUGCGUUUUUUUGUGGGCCUGCAUAAAAACCAGAUGGUGAAUGAGGAACUCUGGAAUGAGGCACGGACAUAUGGAGAUAUUCAGCUAAUGCCUUUUGUUGACUACUACAACCUCAUCACCUGGAAAACCAUAGCAAUAUGCAUCUUUGGUACAGAGGUUGUUUCAGCCAAGUAUGUGAUGAAGACAGAUGAUGAUGCAUUUGUGCGUGUGGAUGAGGUGCUUGCUUCAUUGAAUAAGAUCAACGUGACUAGUGGUUUACUAUAUGGUCUCAUUAACUCAGAUUCCCAACCUCAUCGAAAUACCGACAGUAAAUGGUAUAUUAGCCCAGAAGAAUGGCCAGAAGAAACUUAUCCCCCUUGGGCACAUGGUCCUGGUUAUGUUGUGUCACAUGACAUAGCAAAGUCGAUCUCCAAGAGAUACAAAGAUGGCAGCUUGAAGAUGUUUAAGCUGGAGGAUGUGGCAAUGGGCAUCUGGAUUGCAGAGAUGAAGAAAGGAGGAUUGAAGGUCAGAUAUGAAAAGGAAGAGAGGGUGUAUAAUGAAGGGUGCAAAGAUGGUUACAUCGUUGCCCACUAUCAAGGCCCUAGAGAGAUGCCCUGCCUGUGGCAGAAGCUGCAAGAGGGAAAAGGGGCUAAAUGCUGUGGAGAAAAAUAAGCAGAGUGCCGCAACUGGGACUUUAGAACCAGAUAAAACCUCAAGAGUAUUAGUGUUGUGUGAAGGGAUCCAACUAACUUCAAGUUUCACAGAGUUCUAAUUGCCGGGAUUUUCAUAGCGAUAACAUAUGGGUUUUAUAGUUGGUUGAGAUGCUGGGUGUUUUACACCAUGCGAAUUGAGAUACCUGUGGUAUAUGCAUUUUUCAGAGAGAGAGAGAGAGAGAGAGUCCCACGCUUGUAUAUAAUAUAGUCUGCUAAUGCCAUUAUUUCAUUACACGGUUAUUAAAGGCGACACUGUAUUCUUUCUAAUGCUUUUAUUGAGUGAUUAGUCUUGCAUUCUUUGCUCUCGGAGUAUUAA